This is a messenger RNA of Daldinia childiae, 4755 nucleotides long. Its product is annotated as Flap endonuclease 1. Gene Ontology annotation, molecular function: methyltransferase activity; 5'-3' exonuclease activity; 5'-flap endonuclease activity. The transcript is spliced from 5 exons. The coding region runs from base 1 to 4755 and encodes 1584 amino acids. Gene Ontology annotation, cellular component: cytoplasm; nucleus. NCBI's taxonomy places the organism in Eukaryota, Fungi, Ascomycota, Sordariomycetes, Xylariales, Hypoxylaceae. The record is from RefSeq and is a predicted model, not a curated record.
AUGGGUAUUAAAGGCCUAUUCCCCAUCAUCAAAGAUGAGGCUCCUGCCGCCAUUAAAGAGGGUGACAUUAAAAGUCAAUUUGGUCGCAAAGUUGCUAUAGAUGCUUCCAUGAGCAUCUACAGCUUCCUGAUCGCAGUCCGCUCCGACGGUCAGCAACUGACGAACGAAUCGGGCGAUACUACCUCCCAUCUCAUGGGCAUGUUUUAUCGAACUCUACGAAUGGUCGAUAACGGCAUCAAACCUCUCUAUGUAUUCGAUGGCGCACCCCCCAAACUAAAGUCGGGUGAACUUGCUCGUCGUUUCCAGCGUAAGGCCGAGGCUAAAGAGGGACUCGAAGAGGCCAAGGAAACUGGUACAGCUGAAGAUGUGGAAAAGUUCUCUCGCCGAACAGUCCGAGUCACCAAGGAGCACAAUUCAGAAUGCCAGCAGUUGUUGAAAUUCAUGGGUAUACCUUACAUUAUUGCGCCAACUGAAGCCGAAGCACAGUGCGCUGCCCUUGCUAGAGCUGGAAAGGUUUUUGCAGCAGCCAGCGAGGAUAUGGACACGCUAUGCUUUGAUAGCCCAGUCUUGCUACGACACCUAACCUUCAGUGAGCAGAGAAAAGAGCCAAUCCAGGAAAUUCACGUUGAUAAGGUCCUCGAGGGAUUAAAUAUGGAUCGCAAACAAUUCGUCGAUUUCUGCAUUUUACUUGGUUGUGACUAUCUCGAUCCUAUUCCCAAAGUCGGGCCUAGCACUGCUUUGAAGCUAAUACGCCAGUGCGGCACACUUGAGAAGGUGGUUGAAUACAUCAAGAGUGACUCGAAGUAUACACUACCUGAAGAUUGGCCCUUUGAGGAUGCGCGAGCUUUGUUUUUUGAACCAGACGUUCGCAAGGCAGAUGAUCCCCUUUGUGAUUUCAAAUGGGAUAAGCCAGAUAUUGAAGGACUAGUCAAGUUUCUAGUGACCGACAAGGGUUUUAACGAAGACAGGGUCCGCGCAGGUGGCGCACGGUUAGAAAAAGCCACCAAGAGUUCACAACAGGCCCGACUAGAGGGCUUUUUCAAGGUGAUCCCUAAAACAGAUGAGGAGAAAGCCGUACACAAGCGAAAACUCGAGGAGCAGAACGAAGCUAAAAAGAAGAAGCUGAAGGAAGAAAAGAAAGAGAAGGCCAAAGCCAAGGCGAAGCCUCGCGGUGAUACGUCCUCUAGCGAGCUGGAGGCAAAUCCUUACGAAGGCUGGGAAACAGCUCCGGAUCUACCAAUCACAAACACGCUUAGAGAGAGACCUAUUAUCGUAGAAAUUCCCCAAUCGACCCUGACCCAACCAAGAUCUCUUUUCCAAGGUUAUAUUCCACCUGCCACCCCGCUUAAGGAACCAGACGCGUUGCCAAUAUUAUUGGAAGCUAUAAAGGAUCAACAGCCUCUUGAAGACUACGUCGAGUUCGAUCUGCAUGAUUUUUCCAUAUACCUCGACUCUGAGCUCUACCCUUAUGAGCUGAGGUCUCUACAGCAUCUCGCAACUCGCCAAUUUUCUGACUACUUCUAUUUUGAUGGGGUCCUUGGAUACGGUGAACAGCGUUUUUUUCUUAAGAAGAUACCUUUCCGAGAACUCCCUAUCGGAAAUUAUGGGAGCGAGGAACAUACCGUGGGCGAUCAAAUCUGGAUACGCUCGGAAUAUAAUGAAAAGAGGAGCCGGGAAAUUUACUACAAGUUGAGGGCCCCGUCAACCGAGUAUAUAAGGUUCCACGAGCCAUUCCUCUGGAUCGUCGACCUUGCCAAGCAUGUGCUUGACUAUUGCGACUAUUUACAGGAGAGCGGCCGUAGGGCUGUUUUGUAUGACUUUAAAUCGGACUUCAGCAUGUGGGCUCAACGAACCCAUAGUAAAUCGGCAGCGUUUAAACGAUGGUAUUCUGCCAACAGGAGUAGCGACUUUCGGGGAGCCCUAAUUGCCAAUAUGGAAUUUAUCUGGAAAGAAGCCCAUGGUUUAGAUUCGAAAACCGUUUCGUGGCAUAGAUUUUGGGCUGAGAUCAAAACGUUAGACCGGUAUAAGCCGAAUCUCGAGAUAGGCCAAGCAAUAUCUGACGAUAGUAAUGUGAUAGACCGCAGACCUUCGAAGCCGAGAAGAAACGGCCCAGUAUCUCCGACAAUUGUGACAUCGUAUGUCCAUGAUCUUUUCUCUCAUAUGACAUUUGGGAACAUGCUUAAGCAAGUAAGCCCAUCGACUUCCAUUGAGAGAAAGCGAGCAGCUUUCGUGGAGACCAGUCGUCCAAACGAGAAGACGAGUCCGCCUGCGGUCAAGCGGAACGCGGAUGAUCAUGGCUCAUUUAUUGCUUCGAUUCGACAGGGAGAUGUCAUAUCUACCAGGCCAGAUGACGAGAACACUAACACAAAAUGGAAGCAACAAAAGUCGAAGCAUUGCGAGGGAGAACAUUUGUGGUUUGGUUUAGUGCAGAAAAUCCACCGAUUGCCUAAAGGGAGACGUUCUUUUGAUGUAAUCUGGUUGUAUCAACCGAUCGAUACCCCCUGCGGGAUCAUGAAGUAUCCCUGGAAUAAUGAGCUCUUCCUAUCAAAUAAUUGCACGUGCCAUCACGGCACAGCAAGGGUAAAAGCAGAUCAGAUUCUCUCCACGCACGGCGUCGAAUGGUUUGGGAAUCCCUCCACAACAGCGGAGUUCUUCGUUCGUCAGACCUAUCUCUCUGAUGAUUGCCGAUGGACUACCCUAAAGAGAGAACACCUUACGUGUGAGGAGGACAGGUUCCAUGAAAAGACAUCUUAUAAUAUUGGAGAUGCCGUCCUCGUUGAAACCGACCCGAAAGCACUGCAGCUGGAGACAUUCAUCGUAGAAGGAUUCUUCGACGAGGGCAAGAAGCAUUACGUUAGAUUAAGAAGACUUCUCCGGAGGAGAGACGUCGACAAAGUUGCCUCCAACGCGCCCCCAAACGAACUCGUUUAUACGAACCAACUAGUGGAGAUUUCUUCUCGCAGAAUCUUUCGACAUUGUCUAGUCAGGGCAUUCGGAUUGGAAGAAAAUGUACCUAGACCUUAUGAUUUUAAUGGGACUGGAGACCUCUUUUUUAUGACCCAUCAAGAAAUCGAGACUGAAGAGGGCCAAUUGGCUUAUGUCCCUCUCGAUAUGAACCUAGUGCACGGCCUACGGAUGGGGUUCGACCCCUCCCAAGGGCAUAGAUCACAGAAGCUCCAAGGUCUUGAUCUGUUCUGCGGCGGCGGGAAUUUCGGACGCGGCCUGGAAGACGGCGGCGCCAUCGAGAUGCGGUGGGUUAACGAUAUCUGGAGUGAGGCUAUUCAUACAUAUAUGGCGAAUUGCAAGCUAGACACAUGCACCCCCUUUUUAGGUUCUGUUGAUGACCUUCUUUUUCAAGCACUCCAGGGUAACAAUAGCAAAGUGCCUCAACCUGGAGAUGUCCAGUUCAUUUCAGCCGGCUCACCUUGUCCGGGCUUUUCUAUAUUAACCCCCGAUAGGACCACGAAUGACCAACGAAAAAACCAGUCGCUUGUUGCGUCUUUCGCAUCCUAUGUUGACUUGUACCGCCCAUACUACGGAAUCCUGGAGAAUGUACCACAAAUGGUAAAUUCGAGACAUUUCCGUGACACAUGCGUCUUCUCCCAACUUGUGUGCGCACUUGUCGGCUUGAGGUAUCAGGUCCAAGUUAUGUUCCUAGACGCAUGGUCAUUUGGUGCAUCGCAGUCUCGCAGCCGAGUAUUUCUCGUCUUUAGCGCCCCUGGUUUCCGAAUGCCUAAAGUCCCGACACCGUCACAUUCGCAUCCACCUGGUACGCGUCUAACAAAGCUUGGCGAGAUGUCUUGCGGACGGCCCUUCGAUAGUAGGAUACUAUUGUCGACCCCGUUUCGAUACAUGAGCGCUAGAGAGUCUACGGGGGAUUUGCCUGAUAUUCGAGACGCAAAACCGGAUUUCUGCGUCGGCUUUCCGGACCACCGGCUUUCCAUUGGCUUGACACCUCGUAUUAGAAAACAACUAUCCUAUAUUCCGAUCUACCCGUGGGGCAUGAACUUCAGCAAAGCCUGGUAUGGUCGACCUGAUAUUCCUCCCGUGCUGAGCGAGUUGGACCGCAAUCACAUGUUUCCUCCCAUGCCUGCAGACAGGAUAAUGAGGCCAUCUCGAGGCUGGGGUCGUAUUAAUCCAAACGGCUUAUUUGGCACUAUCGCUACAAGAUGUCCACCGACGGACGCUCGCAUGGGCACUAUAAAUCACUGGGAACAAGGCCGCCCGCUGACUACCCUGGAAAUCAGACGCGCACAGGGGUUUCCCGAUGACGACAUGAUUGUUGGACCGCCGGUGACUCAAUGGCGUAUUGUCGGCAACAGCGUCGCGCGGCAGGUAUCAGUAGCUCUUGGCCUCGCCGUCCGAGAGGCCUGGUACGGGACCCUCUUCGAUGAGCCGCAUCUCCCGCAGACGGGAAUAGCUUCAGUUAUAGAAAGACCGGUGUCUAUGACUGAGGAUAAAUCAUUGCUCGACUUUGUCGCAGUCAAGGACAGCUUAGAGGUAGUCAGGGAAGCCGGGAUAGACUCGCCGGGCUCCACUAUACCCUCCGAAGAUCUUCUUCUGGCGUCUGUUUCUAUUGAGAACUCUCUCCCGCUAACCCCUAUAACGACGGGGUCGGGUGAGGGCUCUGAUAGUGAAGGAAGUAGUCAUAAGAGACCGUCGCUGCCUGUUGAGAUUAUAGCUAAGAGACAACGGCUCUGCACUGACUAUGGGGAGGUAGUUGAGAAAUCUCUCGCAAUUGGGUACUUAGAAUAG